Molecule: messenger RNA, 1439 nt
Organism: Colossoma macropomum (tambaqui)
Lineage: Eukaryota; Metazoa; Chordata; Actinopteri; Characiformes; Serrasalmidae
Gene: sting1
Product: stimulator of interferon response cGAMP interactor 1
Exons: 7
Coding region: 231-1427 (398 amino acids)
Biological process (GO): positive regulation of macroautophagy; defense response to virus; positive regulation of type I interferon production
Cellular component (GO): autophagosome; endoplasmic reticulum membrane
Molecular function (GO): cyclic-di-GMP binding; 2',3'-cyclic GMP-AMP binding
Source: RefSeq, a predicted model, not a curated record
GUGUAAGAGGGAGUGGAAAGGGUGGGGGCACAAUGAGAGAACGAGAGAAAGGAAGACAAAGAGGCAGAGAGAGAGAGAGAGAGAGAGAAAUAGCGAGAAAAUAAUAUAACAAAAGAAACAAAGAGGAUACGUGGCCUGGUGUAAACUCCUGUUCCUUGACUCUAUAGACGUUCCACACAGGCAGGACUGCACUGUCAGCUGUUUCGCUCUGAUCAGAGACAGAGGUGCUGAUGGGAGAGGAGUGUGUGGUUCCUCGGCCCCGGGGCUGGGCUCCGGCCGUGUGUGCGGUGGUGUUGGGCCUCUUGUCGUUGGUGUUGGUCAGCCUGCUGGACUCCAGCCUCAUCAGAGAAGCUUCUGGACUCAUCGCGUUCUCUCUGAUCCUGGGCCGUAUACUGCACUGCCUGUGUCUGCUUAUAGAGGAAUGGGUGUUCCAUUCACAACAGAGGUAUGGUGGGAAUGUUAAGCAGAUGCUCCGGGCCUGUUUCAGCACUGCAACUCUAGCUGGGCUGUGUGUGGUAUUUUUGUUGCUGGUGGUGGGAGGCGACACAUACACACCUAAACAGUGGACUUUGGUGGUCCUAACCAGUGCUUUAUACCUGCUGCUCAAGACCCUCGGAGUGCUGGGUCCUGCGCCGGUCGAGAUUUCGGAGGUUUGUGAGAGCAGGAAGAUGAACGUAGCUCAUGGUCUGGCGUGGUCUUUCUAUGUGGGCUACCUGAAGCUUGUGCUGCCAGAGCUGGAGGAGCAGGUGAGGAAGCACUACAGCAAGACUGGAGAGGUGCUGAGCUCCGUCCGCCUCCACAUCCUGCUGCCCCUGAGCGCAGCAGCUGCGACCAGGCUGGAGGAGGUGGACCGCAAUGUGCUCUUCCACAACAACCUGCCCGAGCUUCAACUGGACCGGGCUGGAGUCAGAGGGAGGGUCUACAAACACAGCAUCUACAAAAUCACAGACCAGAACAAAGAGGUUUAUUACUGUGUGGCUGAGUACGCCACUCCGCUGCUGACUCUGUAUCAGAUGUCCCAGGACAGCUCUGCAGGGUUUAGUGCGUCGCACAGGAGGCAGCAGGUCCUGCUCUUCUACACCACCCUCAGCCACAUUCUGGAGACUUCUCUGGAGUGCCGCAACCGCUACCGCCUCAUCCUCCUCGAUGACGAGCAGGCUGCUGAGCCUCAUUACCUGUCCCGAGAGCUCAUCAAGACCCUGCAGCAGCAGGAACAGGAGAUCCCCAUGGAUCUGAACCGUGAGCUGCCCCGCCCUGUGAGAGAGGAGGGGACGCGCAGAGCUCCUGUGUGGGACCAGCACAAUGGCUUUCAGGAGGAGCCGUCCAGCUCCCUGCCCAGCCUCAUGAUCAGUGGCCCCAGCCCACUGCGGUCAGCGCCUGUGGAGAACACAGACUACACCCAGAACCAUCACAACGCAUACAGAUAGAGCAGCACUCAG